AUGACAAUGGAAUAUGAAGAAUGGAAAGAAAUAUUAAGUGCAAUCGAUAAGGAAACAAUUAAUGGACAAAGAUACAUUUGGCUGUUAAGAAGUCAUAUUGAUAUAGUGAAAAAUCCGUUAGAAGGAAAUGUCAAUGUAGAUGAUGAUGAAGAUAAAUGCACUCCUUCACAUUGUAUCAAGGGUGCACAGGCAACGGAGACUCUAAUAGAAGCAGGCGCAAAUGUUAAUGCAGACGAUAAAGAUAAAUGCACUCCCUCACAUGUAUCACGGGCGUACAGACAGCAGAAACUAAUAGAAGCAGGGGUAUCGGGCCAGAAAUUAUGGAAGCGGUACUGUCGAUGCUGCGCGAAGCAGAGGCAAAGAUUUCAAUAG
Messenger RNA from Brugia malayi, 372 nucleotides. RefSeq lists its product as uncharacterized. Bases 1 to 372 code for a protein of 123 amino acids. NCBI's taxonomy places the organism in Eukaryota, Metazoa, Nematoda, Chromadorea, Rhabditida, Onchocercidae. The record is from RefSeq and is a predicted model, not a curated record. The transcript has 2 exons.